GUCAACACGUCAAGCAAUAACACGUCACGUUUGUCGUCAGUUUUGCAUUUAAAAAUUGCAUGUUUUCUUGCAAAACUUUAAUAAUUACAUCGUAAAACAGUUCAAAAUGGUUCACACAAACACAAUGGAUGGUGCUUUAUUUGAGCCCACUCUGUACAUCGUCAAAGGCAUGUGCAUCCUUGACAACGACGGCAACAGAAUCCUGGCCAAGUACUACGACAAAGACAUCCUGCCCACCGCCAAAGAACAGAAAGCGUUUGAGAAGAAUCUCUUCAACAAAACACAUAGGGCAAAUGCAGAAAUUAUAAUGCUGGAAGGGCUCACUUGUGUUUACAAGAGCAAUGUUGACCUUUUCUUCUACGUCAUGGGCAGUUCACACGAAAAUGAGCUGAUCCUGCAAUCGGUCCUGAACGCUCUAUACGAGUCGGUGAGCAUCCUGCUCAGAAGGAACGUGGAGAAGCGAGUCCUGCUGGAUAGCCUGGACGCUGUCAUGCUAGCAUUCGACGAGAUCUGUGAUGGCGGAGUGAUCCUUGACUCGGACCCGACCUCGAUCGUGGGCCGCGCUGCCCUGCGGACGGACGACGUGCCGCUCGGUGAACAGACGGUCGCUCAGGUACUUCAGUCGGCUAAGGAACAACUAAAGUGGUCUCUGUUGAAAUAAAAGUAAUAAUUUUUCUAAUUAAAAUAUGUCAUAUAUUUAAGAUACACAUUAUUUACAUAAUAUUACAA
Ostrinia furnacalis (Asian corn borer) is the source of this 729-nucleotide messenger RNA. It is a transcript of the gene zetaCOP, whose product is annotated as COPI coat complex subunit zeta. The transcript is spliced from 6 exons. Bases 107 to 661 code for a protein of 184 amino acids. NCBI's taxonomy places the organism in Eukaryota, Metazoa, Arthropoda, Insecta, Lepidoptera, Crambidae. Gene Ontology annotation, cellular component: COPI vesicle coat. Gene Ontology annotation, biological process: intracellular protein transport; intra-Golgi vesicle-mediated transport; retrograde vesicle-mediated transport, Golgi to endoplasmic reticulum. The record is from RefSeq and is a predicted model, not a curated record.